CAUAAAUUGGUGCGGCAAAUCAAUCCUGAUGAUCAUUCGUGUACAAUCUCCGAACGGAAUAAAAAGGAUAGAAUUACCAGAAACUGAGAGCUAUGAUAAACUUUUAAGCUUAGUGUGUGAAAAGUUCGGCAUUGGCCGGAAUGAUAGUUGGUGCCUUUCGCGAUCUCAUAGCCAGUCGGAACGUUUAAAUGCCAGUCUGAAUACACGUUUAGCAAAAUUAGGUUUAAAACACGGGGAUCUUCUUUUUCUCUUGGAUCACGCCACAAGUGGUGGCGAAGUAGCUGCUAAUAAAGACCAACAAAAUGAUUCCAGCUCUCAAAUCAGUUCUAAUAAUUGGUCUACCUGUGGACCGCCAGUAGAAGAUAAAGUUGAUCAAGAAAUGGCUAAAAUGGAUGGUCGUAUUCACCGUAAAAGAAAUGAACAAUUGUGUCACCAUCCUUUAUCUGGGCAAUGUAUCCACUGUGUUCCCCUUGAGCCUUUUGAUUCAGCCUAUUUGGAACAUUUAGAUCCUCCAGUGAAAUUUAUGUCAUUUCAUGCAUAUCUACGUAAAUUAACUGGUGGACAGAGCAAAGGAAAAUUUUCAUCCUUAGAAAAUUUAAGUUGUCAUAUUCGUCCCGGUUGUCGUGAUCAUCCUCCAUGGCCUAAUGGAAUUUGUACUAAAUGUCAACCGAAUCCAGUAACUUUAGAAAUUCAACCAUAUCGUCAUGUAGAUUUUGUACAAUUUGAAAAUCCACAAUUAAUGAAUACAUUUUUGGAUUAUUGGCGACAAACUAGUUGUCAACGUAUUGGUAUUAUGCUUGGCCGAUAUGCUCAUUUCAAUGCACCAGGUUCACCUCCAUUAGCAAUAAAAGCAGUUGUAGCUGUAAUUUAUGAACCAGCUCAAGAAUCCACACCGAAAUCAGUAAAAUUAAUCGGUCCACUCGACAAUGUUUUACCAAAACAUGUCAUGGAAGUUGCUAAACGAAUUGGUCUACAACCAGUUGGUUGGAUAUUUACUGAUUUAGUUGCUCAAAAUUCAAAUGGUAAUGGUGUUGUCAAACAUUUUCGUGGUACUGUUGACACUUUCUUUUUAAGUGCUGAAGAAUGUAUAACUGCUGCUCAUCUACAAAAUCUCCAUCCAAACAUUUGUCGUCUGAGUCCUGAUGGAUGUUUUGGUUCUAAAUUUACCACGGUUGUUGUUACUGGUGAUGCAUCGAAUCAUAUACAUUUUGAAGCUUAUCAAGUUAGUAAUCAAGCUAUGGCGUUAGUGAAAGAUAAUAUUCUUGUACCAACAUAUGAUGCACCUGAAUUAGGUUAUGUAAAAAAAACUACAAAAGAACAAUUCGUUCCGGAGGUGUUUUAUGCGACCAAGGAUAAAUAUGGUAAUCGUGUUACACGUGUAGCUCGUCCUUUACCAGUUGAGUUUCUGCUAACAAAUAUGCCAACAGCUUUUCCAAUUGAACCAUUUUAUACAAUGGCUAAAUUUCCUGAUGAUUUUCCAGCUGAUUUUCAAUUUCCAAUUGAGAAUCGUGAGUGUUUAGGUCAAGUUCAAGAUAUUCCGAGUUUUGCUCGUGUACUUCAUAAAUUUGGAGUUGAUCAAAUUCAUACAUGUUUGACUAAUUUUCAUAUACUUGCAUGGUUAGUUAACAAUGAUACACUUGGUUUACAACUUUUGAACUCUGAAAGUAAAUUAAAUGAAGAUCCAUAUGGAAUCAUUGGUUUAUUGGAUGCAAUUGCUUUACGUUGUUCUAAUAAUAAUAAUAAUUCUAUAAAACAAUACGAAUUAGCUGUUAAGAAAUGGGCUAGUGAAUCACCAAUUUGGGCUACUGUACAAGAGUUAGCUAAUGCAGUUGUUUCCGAUAUGCCACCUAGUCCUUCAUUACCUACUCAAUCAGAUUCCUAUCGUUCUGCACUCAGUGGUUCUAGUGUUUCUUUAGGAGUUGGCCCAACAUCAGUACUCAAAUCAACUUGGUCUUCUCAAACAACAACACCAUCGGGAAUAACAGAACAACGAAAUUCAGAAUCUAGUCACUGGGCCUGUUCUCACUGUACUUUUCAUAAUAGUCCUGAUACUGAUGAAUGCGAAAUGUGUCGCCUACCUCGACGUGGAUGAAGUGCGCUUAGGUGGUAAAUCGAUGACAGAAAAGAUCAAUGAACAAUGACGCUGUUAACAAUGGCGCUUAUUUAAGACUACGAUUUCUUUAGAGCUCGUGCAUCUUUUUUUACUUAAGGAUGACAUAAAUAAACAAGAACUUUCUUUCCGUUCUCUUUUGUAUGUGAAUAACGUUUGUCGUUUAUUGCAGAUUGUUCAUUUUUUAUCUGAACCUUUCUUGCCCGUUCUCCAAUAAAUCUGUGACUUUGUCUCUU
Messenger RNA from Schistosoma spindalis, 2346 nucleotides. The record is from the annotation of a GenBank genome assembly. NCBI's taxonomy places the organism in Eukaryota, Metazoa, Platyhelminthes, Trematoda, Strigeidida, Schistosomatidae.